AUGGCUGGCAAUGAGGGAAUAGGCCUUUGCUUGUCAGUGCCCUGGAAGAGGCGGUGUCUGGCUUUGGGAGCGUGCCAGCGCUCAGGGCUUGAGUGGGUAUUCUGCGCCAUGGAAUUUACAGGGGUAGCGCUGUUCGUGGGCGGUUUCGUCACGAAACAGGAAGAUUUCAUAAACGUGACUGCACUGGAGAUGAGCUGCGAUGAAGCCGGCCGAGGUGCUUCGCUGUUUGAG
Eimeria tenella is the source of this 231-nucleotide messenger RNA. RefSeq lists its product as uncharacterized. The transcript has a single exon. The annotation marks the transcript as partial. NCBI's taxonomy places the organism in Eukaryota, Apicomplexa, Conoidasida, Eucoccidiorida, Eimeriidae. The record is from RefSeq and is a predicted model, not a curated record.